GCCAAGCCUGCUGUCUGGUGGAAGUGAUGGCUGCUUCACUAGGACUGGCUACCCAGAGCCAGCUUGAGUCAAGCCCUCCCAGAGGCCAGCAGGAGGGGGCAGGAGACAACUGUGCUCAACUGAGGCCCAGGACCAGUGCGUCCCAAGUUACCAUCUUUGUUUCCUUAAUGCCCCUGGGUUACCUCGCCCUAGCGCACUGCCACAGCCAUGGCUGCAGGUAAUCAGCCCCGUGAGCAGAGCUGCGCUGGCUCCUCAGUCCUCCGCCUCUCUCACCUGAAGGCAGACAUCACUCUGGCCGGAGCCACACAGCUCUGUGGCGACAGAGCCAGGACGGGAGUUCAAUCUGCCCACCCCCACCUCCAGUGAUCCCCACAAGGGCACUGCUAUGUCAGAACUGUUGGGCUGUGUAUCCCUCAGAGGCCACUGCAGGUGAGGAAACCCCCGGCUGUGCCACAGCGGAGGCCUUCGUGUCCCCAGAGUCUGGUUGGCCAAGGCCGAUUACCCAACAAAGUUCUAAAGCCUUGAUAGCUCGAAGGACAAAAACCUGUUUCCUUCCCUUCUGGCACCCAGAAGCCCAAGAAGAAAGGAUUGGCUGCGCUAGCUUCUCUCUUUACUUUUAUUUCUCAUAUCUGUGGUGCUGUGGCGGAGCCAGGGCCUGGGCAUGUUAGUCACGUGAUCGGCCCAGGGCUGACUUCUCCGAAGUCCUCUCUCCUCAGCUUUGAGAAGAGCAGCUUCUUCCUGUCUUCCCUGUCCAUCUGAGUCGAAUCUCAGGCUGGGAACAGACCAGUUGGCAGACUGCCUGCCUGAUGCUCGUAAGAUUUCCGGGUUCUAUCCCCAGCACCGAAUUAACUGGGCAUGAGGGCACAGGCCUGUAACUCAGCACUGGGGAGGUAGAGCUAGGAGGAUCAGAAGUUCAAGGUCAUUUUCAGCUACAUAGUGAGUUUGAGGCCAUAAUGGACUUGAUGAGAGCCGGAGAGGAGGAGAGGGAGGGAGGGAGUUAGAGAGGAAGGAAGAAGAGGGAGAAACAGAAGAGAGGGGAAAGGGUCAGGGACUGGGACAGGGUAGAGAGACAGGCAGGGGAAUCCAGUUAUGAUGGAUAGAGCCCACACAGGAAAUGCAUCCUACAGAGGGGCUACCAUCAUCUCCACAGUCACCUGAGGGACUGGGUUAGGACUUCAGCAGGAGUCUGGAAGCAUCACCGAGUUCCGGCUUCCCUUUUGUAUACAUCCAGAGGGAACUCAGACAAGGAGAUGGAGGCCUAGGGAAGAGGGUACCUGCCCUCAUGGGUCACAGGGCAGAGCCAGCUGCAGGGCCAAGGACAGACUCUUGGGUCCUCUCUCCAGACGCAGCCACACCUGUGUGUAAGGCACCCAGCAGCCUUUCUACUAGAGAAGCGGACACCAUCUCUAGGCCAGGCAGCUCCAACCACCCUCCCCAACCACAUCCCAAGAGCAAAAAACUGUCCCAGAUGAACACUCCAAUAAAGUUUUGUAUUUUGUAUACUCUCGAGCCUCCCCCUCUGCUUUCCUGCUCCUGCUCUCAAGCCCUUUCUAGGAAGUGACCCAGAGAGCGGCAGCCACCUGCCCAGGUCAGGCCUGCCGCCUAGUGGACCCAAGAGGAACAGAAUGACCCGGAGGCGGGCUGCACUCAGGUCUUAAGGGGAUUCCAGACCCUUCGUUCCCUGCGGCCUGCAAAAACUGCACUACUUUUCCGAAGUCUGGAGAGACAAGAGUCAGAAGAGACCUACGCUGUGGAAAGACGCCCUGGCUUUGGGAACAUUGAGUGGCGAGGACUCACACUUCGGAGCACACCUGAGUCUGGGAAGGCCAGGCGAGCCCGUAGAGAGACACCUUUGACCGGUGAUGUCAUUGGGUCUGUCCCAGUGCAGACCCAGUCCGAGGCUGGGGCCGGGUUCCUGGAGGCUGCCAUGUUCUCCCUGCCCUCCUUGUUCUCCUGGCUCCCCGACCUCCCUUCCUUUGAGUGGGGUUCCAGUCUCUUCCACAGCCUCCUGCAAGGCCUGAUCGGGGCCCUGGGAGUCUCUGUUCUCAACAGUCUCUUGAAGGUUUACUUCUUCGUGGCCUGUGUCAAUGACCCCCAGCGGCAGCCCCAGAAGCAGCGGCUGCGAGCGCAGUGGGCCUCCUUGGAGGCCGUGCACCUGGCUGGCCUGGCCCUGCUCCUGACCGUGGUGGGGACUAGGGUAGCCGCCCUCGUGGUCCUGGAGUUCUCCCUUCGGGCUGUUUCCACAGUGCUGUCCCUGGGCAAGGGCACCGGGGACAAGGAGCGACUCCAGCUCUACCUGGUGUGCCAGUUCUCUCUGGGCUGCGGGCUCAGCUGCGGCCUGAGCUUCCUGCAGGAAGGUGCCCCGCGCCGCUCCCUGAACCUGCUGCUGAGCCUGGGGCUGGCCGCGCUGCUGGGCUCGGCUGCACGGCGCCUCCGCCGACACAUCUGCAGCCUCUACGAGCUGCACAGCAGCCAGCGCUACUGUGGGGUCUGUUUGGGCCUGCUGGCCAACCAGCACGGCCUGCCCAGGCUCCUGGGCCGCACUCUGGCAGUGGCUUUUGCUGUGAGUGACCUGGCAGCCGUGGCCCUCAUCAACCAGGACUUCCUGAACACGUCAGAGGCUGUGCGCUUCUGGACGCCGCUCACCAUCUGCUACACACUGCUGAUCAUCUACAUGCAGGAGGAGCAGCGGCAACAUCGCUUCAGCCUGCAGGGCCAGGUCCAGACGGUGCUGGUGCGCAUGGGCGGCCUCUUCAUCUUGUUGAUGACUGUGGGCCGCUGGCUGGAUCUCCUGGGUAUCUUUUUCUCCUUUCUGGGCGAGCUAUGCUGCUUGGCAGGCACUCGCACCCUAAUCGACCUCUGCCAGAUACAGGGCUUUCCAUCCCAGAGGCCUACAGUAACAGCAGCAGUAACACCAGGAAAGGGAUCAACAGUGACAGAUCCAUGUGACACCCGGCCUUCCACACCUGCCCGGUCCAGAAGUGCUGUCUGCUCCUGACCUGCCCCCACAAAGGACUUGAAGUCAGUCUCAGGCCUACACAGGCUGACCAGCAAGGCCUCUACCACAAAAGGUCCCCACCUAGUGUUCAAGGCAGGCCAUGGGGCCCCUGGAGAAAGGGGAUGGCUAGGGCUGGGGACCUAGGAAGGUAGGGACAUAAAGGCCCCCUGAGUAAACUCCCUUUCUCUUGAAGAUGGGUAGCUUCAUCAGACCAGCCUUUCCUGGCCAGGCAAGGAGGGCAGAGGACAACUGUGACCUCAGAAUGGUCCCUGCCCCUCCCCCACCUUGCUCUCUCCACAAACAAUAAAAGAUGACUUUUUUUUUUCCAAGCUGUGUUGAAGAUCACAGCGGCAUAGAAAGAAAAAGAAGCUUCCUGAAGAGCGCGGGGUUUGGGGGCAGGAUUCUGGGAUAUAAGCCUUAAGCCUGGCCCUGCCUUGAGUCUCUCCGGGGGACAAAGGACUCAGGCUAAAGCUACCAGGUUCUUCUGUCCCUGGACAAAGAAUUUCAUCGCGAACAUGUGUUUGUCAGGAUGGCGGGGAGGUAGAGAAGUUGCUCCGGGUCUGAGUGCAGCCCCUAGAUCCCACAUCAGGCACCUCACAGCUGUUUGUAGGAGGUUCCUUGGGAAAUGAUGCCUCUGGCCUCCUUAGACACUUGUAUUCAUGUCCACAGACAUGCACAGAAUUAAAAAUCAGAAGUAGAGACAGUUAAUAAAGAAAGGGAAAAUGCGUGGCCUAGUGGUGGCGGCGCACACCUUUAGUCCCAGCCCUCGGGAGGCAGAGGCAGGUAGAUCUCUGUGAGUUUGAGGCCAGCCUGGCUCACAAAGUGAGUCUAGGACAGCCAGGGCUAUACAGAGAGAGCCUGUCUUAAAAAACAAGAAAAGAAAAGAAAGAAAGGGGAGACACUCUGGAAAAUGAGAGUGGGCUAGUGAUCUGGGAAAGGUGUUGGCUCAAAAGCCCUCAGGCUAGCCAGAUUUGGUGGUGCACACCUCUAAUCCCAGCACUAGGAAGGCAGAGACAAUAGAGUUAGAGGGCAGCCUGGGCUACAUAGUGAAUUCCAAGCUGGCCAGGGCUACAUAGUGAGUUCUAGGUUAGCCAGGGCUAAAAAAAUAAAAAUAAAAGAAGUACCAGGCCACAUGGCUCGUGACCAUUA
Messenger RNA from Psammomys obesus (fat sand rat), 4147 nucleotides. It is a transcript of the gene Tmem82, whose product is annotated as transmembrane protein 82. Lineage: Eukaryota; Metazoa; Chordata; Mammalia; Rodentia; Muridae. The record is from RefSeq and is a predicted model, not a curated record. Bases 1928 to 2998 code for a protein of 356 amino acids. The transcript has 7 exons.